Closterium sp. NIES-65 is the source of this 585-nucleotide messenger RNA. Lineage: Eukaryota; Viridiplantae; Streptophyta; Zygnematophyceae; Desmidiales; Closteriaceae. The record is from the annotation of a GenBank genome assembly.
AUGCCUUACUCCGCUGUGGGCUCACGGCUCUCACUCUCCACGACGGCCGUUUGGGCAUUAUGCAGCACCAAGCCCCUUCAGUUGUGGGCCAAGGAAGAGGGCGAGGGCACAGUGAAGCGGGUGACAGACGCGGACAUCCAGUCGGCCGCCAUAGAGCUCCUGUCGCCCAACAUCCGCACCACGCUCAUCGCCUGCCCUCCCGACCCCUCGGCCGCGCUGGGCAUCAAGCUGCCGUUCCUGGUGCUGGUGCUGAAGCCCCUGGACCGCUACUUCUCAUUUGAGGUCACUGUGUUGGACGAUAAGAACGUCAAGCGGCGCUUCCGUGCCUCCAACUACCAGUCCACCACGCGCGUGCGGCCGUUCAUAUGCACGAUGCCGCUGCGCCUGGAGGCGGGGUGGAACUCGCUGCUCUUCAACCUCGCUGACUUCACGCGGCGUGCGUACGGCACGGGGUACGUGGAGACGCAGCGAGUGCACGUGCACGCCAGCUGCCGCCUGCGCCGCAUCUACUUCUGCGACCGCGUCUACUCCGACGACGAGCUCCCGCCCGAGUUCAAGCUCUUCGUGCCCUCCAAGGUCAAAUAA